AUGGGUAUUAAUGGCCUUUUAAUUGCUGGUGCGUUUGGGGCUAGUGCUUUAGCACUCACUGCUGUUAGUAUUCCUUUCGUCACUCCUGCCUUGCGCAAAGUUUGUAUCCCAUAUGUACCUGCAACGAAGUCACAGCUUGAAAAUGUUGCUAAAGUUCUAAAAAAAUCGUCUUUAUUUUCUCCUAUAGUCGACCUCGGUAGCGGGGAUGGACGUGUCGUAAAAAUGAAAUUUGGUGAGCAGCUUGCUAGCCAUUUGACUCCUGAGUGGCGAAAGCAAUAUAUUUGUUACGAAGAGUUGAAGUCCUUAUUAUAUGAGUUGCUUUUGGAAAUGCCAGCAGAUGAGGACAGUCGUCAGCAAUAUAUAACUCAAAUGGACGAGAAAUUUUUCGCUCAAUGUGAAGAAGAGUUGAUGAAAAUUAACUUGUUCUUCAGCCAAAAGAUAGCUGAAGCACAGGGCAAAUAUCACGAGCUAAGCACAGAAAUGUUGGCAUUUAAGGAAAUGGAACAACUGCAGCGAAAUGAAAUUGGCGUAGGGGCAUCACGUUUAAGAAGGCGGUUUGCUGGAAAAGGGACAGCAAGGAAUAUGAACCGUGAGAGAGCCAAAACUGCACAGCAGUUAAAAUUGGCGUUUUCAGAAUUUUACUUGUCGCUAGUUCUCGUACAGAAUUAUCAGCAAUUAAACGGCUUGGGUUUUCGUAAAAUUCUGAAGAAACAUGACAAACUUACUGGAAACGAACGAGGUUUGGAUUGGAGAAUUACGAGAGUAGAGAAAUCAUCAUUUUAUUUGAACCGAGAAAUAGAAACGUUGAUAAGUAAUGUGGAGACCUGUGUAAUUAAUGAACUUGAAGGUGGAAAUCGUCAGGCAGGAAUGAAACGCUUAAAGGUGCCUCCAUUAAGUGAGAAAGAGAAGGCUUCAACAACAUUUUUAUUGGGGUUUUUUCUAGGCUCUUCGAUUAUUUUAUGGGUUGUUAUAUUAUUCACAUAUCUGGCAUCUGCUGUAAGGCCUGAAGAACCAAAAUGGGUAGCAGUUCGUUUGUUUCGUGGUAUGCUGCUCUUUUUUCUCAGUGUUCUUUUAUGUGGUGUAAAUAUGUAUGGUUGGGCUGGGGCAGGUGUAAAUCACGUUCUAAUUUUUGAAGUUGAUCCCAGAAAUCAUCUUUCUUAUCAAUCACUGAUGGAGAUCGCUUCUUUUAUGUGUAUGUUGUGGUCUAUAGGUGUUCUGGGUUAUUUUUACUCCCCACUGAUUCAUUUGCCUCCUUUUUUGUUCCCUUUAGUUUUGAUGGUUGUUUGUGUAGUGAUCAUGUUCAAUCCUUUGAAGAAGCCUGAGAAAAUUUUCAGGAGGAACAGUCGAUUUUGGUUGAUAAAGCAUUGUUUCAAUUGUUUUACUGCGCCACUUCAUUUUGUCACUUUCGCUGAUUUCUGGCUUGGGGAUCAGAUGAAUUCUUUAACCACAAGUUUCCUCGACUUGCAGUACUUCAUUUGUUUUUACUCCACCGAAGUAGAUUAUUCUAAUGGUUGGUUAACAUUAAGAACUGUCAAUGUCACCGCUUCUGAGGAUGUCCCGUGGGGAUUUGUCGAUAUCAAUACUGGAAGAGACAAGUGCACGAGUGCGUCAGGUGUUCGGGCCUUCGUUUCUGUAAUACCAGCCUUAGUUCGUUUUUUGCAAUGCUUGCGCCGGUUCCGCGAUACUCAACGUGCUCAUCCACAUCUUGUUAAUGCUGGCAAGUACGCUACAACUUUUCUUGUCGUCAUGUUCAAGUCAUUGAACCAUUGGGCUGAAACAGUAGAUCCGACGACGACUAGUGUUUUCUUUUAUCUAUGGAUUCUGGCGUAUAUUAUCAGUUUUACAUACACUUUCUUGUGGGAUGUGUUUAUGGAUUGGGGCCUUAUUGACUCUAGAGCGCCAAAAGAUUCGCCAUUCUUGCGUGAAGAGAUGAUAUAUGGUAGCAAGUGGUACUAUUAUUUGGCUAUUGUAGAAGAUUUUGUAUUACGUUUGUCGUGGGUGUUAAACGUUUCUUUAGGGGAGGCUUGGACCUUAGAUUCGGAUUACUUGACGUGUAUUACCGCGCCUUUGGAGGUGUUUCGUCGAUUUGUUUGGAAUUAUUUUCGACUGGAGAAUGAGCAUGUUAAUAAUUGUGGUCAGUUUCGUGCUGUUAGGGAUAUUUCGGUUAAACCGAUCAAAAAAGGUGUUCUUGAGAUUCUAAUAGCUAAAAUGGAUCAGCCAGACGGUGUAACGCACCGUGGGCAAGAGCUUCGUGAAGGGGUGAAGAAACAACGGAAAGCUGCGAAAGCAACUCGCCAGAUUUUGCGUAAGUUUCCGAGAGUUGCAAUAAAUAUGAGUGGUCCUGCUACAUCCUCUGCAGAGCCAAAGCACUGA
This is a messenger RNA of Enterobius vermicularis (human pinworm), 2373 nucleotides long. Lineage: Eukaryota; Metazoa; Nematoda; Chromadorea; Rhabditida; Oxyuridae. The record is from the annotation of a GenBank genome assembly.